Molecule: messenger RNA, 1049 nt
Organism: Lotus japonicus
Lineage: Eukaryota; Viridiplantae; Streptophyta; Magnoliopsida; Fabales; Fabaceae
Product: tocopherol cyclase, chloroplastic-like
Exons: 7
Coding region: 1-891 (296 amino acids)
Molecular function (GO): tocopherol cyclase activity; methyltransferase activity
Source: RefSeq, a predicted model, not a curated record
AUGGAUCAUAGAUAUAUGUGUCUUGUAAUAUUUGCUGAUUGGGAGCCAUUCUUCACUGUAAUAAGAGUUGCAUACACUGAAGAUACUGAGUGUGUUGGGCUUGCUCGGCUUGGUAGCGAAGAUCAUAUGAUAGUAGCUGGAACAAUGAAGCAGUUGCAGUUGGUUGACUUUGGAGCACCUUUGCAUUGCCUUGUCAUAACAGGGAAGACCCAUCCCUUGGGAACAGAAAUGCUGGGUUGGAUAGAAUGGGAUGGCGAGAGGAUUGAGUUUGAAAAUGCCCCAUCUUAUUCAGAAAAGAACUGGGGCGGAGGAUUCCCAAGAAAGUGGUUUUGGGUUCAAUGUAAUGUUUUUGAAGGUGAGGGUGCUAGUGGAGAAAUUGCACUUACAGCUGCUGGUGGAUUGAGGCAAAUUCCUGGGAUAACCGAGACCUUCGAAAAUGCUGCACUGAUUGGAGUUCAUUAUGGUGGAAAAUUUUAUGAAUUUGUGCCAUGGAAUGGUUUUGUUAACUGGGAAGUCACUCCUUGGGGUUAUUUGUUUAUGUCUGCAGACAAUGGCAGUUAUCUGGUUGAAUUAGAAGCAAAAACAGAUGAUCCCGGUACUCCAUUGCGUGCGCCAACAUCAGAAGCAGGCCUUUCACAAGCUUGUAAAGACACAUGUUUCGGAAUUCUUACAUUGAAAAUAUGGGAACGAAGAUAUGAUGGCAGCAAGGGGAAGAUCAUAUUGGACGUUUCAAGUGACAUGGCAGCUCUAGAAGUUGGAGGAGGUCCAUGGUUCAGCACUUGGAAAGGCAAGACGACAAUGCCACCGGUCAUUGGCCCUGCUCUUGGAUUACCCGUAGACCUAGAUGGCAUUUUUAAUGCGGUUCCUCUGUUUAAACCACCUGGUUUGUGAUCAAUUGGUUUAUAUCUUUCUUUCAGUUUGAUUUGAAUUUUGUAUAAACUCUCUCUUAUAGCAUGUUUGGUUUCAUGGGUGGAAUGAUCCAUAAUCACCUCUAGUUAGAAGCCAUAAGUUUUUGUAGUUUGUAAGUAAUCAUAUAUAAAUUAUGUCAA